This is a messenger RNA of Anopheles gambiae (African malaria mosquito), 6179 nucleotides long. RefSeq lists its product as uncharacterized. Bases 117 to 5879 code for a protein of 1920 amino acids. Lineage: Eukaryota; Metazoa; Arthropoda; Insecta; Diptera; Culicidae. Gene Ontology annotation, molecular function: protein binding. The transcript has 2 exons. The record is from RefSeq and is a predicted model, not a curated record.
GGGAAACCCCACUUGAUCGUCACUUAAGUGGGGGCACGUCCGACAGCGACGUUUGUUCUCAGCGCACGCAAAACCAAAACAGUUCCUUCAUAGUCGUGCGCAAGCGAUAACACGGCAUGGAGAGCGCUGAUUUGGUGGAGUGUGUGUUCGAAGCGGUAAGCACCGGUGAUGCCGAGCUUUUGGCAGGAUGCAUCGGCCAGCUGACCAUCGGUACCGUGCUGGAGUUUGAGCGUCUGUACGGGGAAAGCCCGCUGCAUCUGUGCGUGAAGCUUGGUGGCAUGAGUCAUCUGCCAGUGGUGCGUGGCCUGCUCGCGAGUGGCCUGUUUGAUAGUGCCGCCGUCGACGGGGACGGACGAACGAUGCUCGAGUGUGCCCAGGCAGGUGAAGAUCGAGAGCUGCUCGAGGCGCUGAUAAAGAUAACGACCGAAGGGUUGGAUGAUGCAACCGCUUGCUACCGUGUGCUGAGACACGAUUCGUUGGAGAUAUUCAAAGCGUACCUGGCGGUGAGACAGUUGACGGAGGAGGAAGAAUUUCAACACAUCUCGUGUGCGUUAGUUCAGCUAAAUGCGAAAAACGUUAAACUCUCGGAAGAUCUGCACAUCUACACGCUGUGGAAGCUGUCCGACUAUGGCUUCCGACACCUGGCCGGCAAUUGGCCGGGCACGAAAGACCCCAACGAAUGGAAGCAGCACAUCGAACUCGUCCGGGAGUGUUGGGAAGAUAUUGCAAAGCAUCACGACACUGGGCUGUACGCGGACGUUGACGAUCCGUUUCUGCACCGGCUGCAAACCCUGCACAACCAUCUCUACCUACUCAAGCACAAACAAUUCCUCGCUUAUCUCCCGCUUCAGGAGGCAAUCUUUUGUGUGGCCAUUUUCCUAUCCAUCUAUCGAAAUCCGGGCCAAUUUCGGGAGUAUCGGCUGAUGGUGAACAAAUGUCUCGUGAUCGAGUUUGCGCGCAUGGUGAGCCGACAGCUGAAGCUGGUGAAGAUGUAUCUCGAGCGAACGGAGCAGGAUUUGCUGGAGAUUGUGCAGAGUGUUGAGGGGAAUGAUGCCACAGCGAAGAGUGUGCUGAUUGAGGAACUGUUGGGAAAAAUUGGAGAAUCGCAUCUGCCCAACAAAGAGCACGUGGUGAAGCAGCUGCGUGAGCGGGCAGACACGAUCGGUUCCGCCAAUAAGGACGCUCUGAUUAAAGAUUUAAUGGACAAGCUAAAACGCAUCGAUAAACCUUGGACCGAGGCAAAACUGAACCAACUAAAAGCGCUCGAAAAAACCACCAAAGAGCAUCUGAUUGAGCAAAUACGCAAACGGCUACGCCACGUGUCCCACCCACAGAAUGUGGCGAACCGUUUGAUGGGCGACUGGAAGAAGGGCAAAGCAACCGGCCCCAUCGUAGCCGACCUCAUCGCGGGCGAAUCGUUCGAUCUCAGCCACCUCAUGCGCCCCGAUCGCACCACCCGCCGCAAGCUGAUCAAGUGUUACGUCGCCACCAAGCAGCACUACUCGCUGCACAAGAUCGUGUACUACUGCGAGCAGAUGGCCGGCACGGCACGGCGCCGUGUCACCGCCCCGACCACCUUCGCCGACAUCGCGUGCAUGAAGCGCACCGUCCAGGUGCUCGGGGAAGCGAUCAAAAACACGACCAACUCGGCCAACCUGCCCGGGAAGGCACAGGGCGCGGUCGACUCCAUGCUAACGGCCCUCUUCCCCGACAUGAACAAGCAGCUGCGGGAGGUGUUUUCGCACAGCAUUUCGCUGAAGAAGCUCCUGGUGGGGGAUGGCAACGAUCGGCGGCUGUGUGAAACGUUCCGCUCGCAUCUGGGCAUGGUGCGGACCGCUUUCCAGCUGCUGUAUGCCGUUGCGGUCGCCGACAUAAGACACUCGUUUUAUGGCGCUAUGAGACGAUGCAGCAGCAUGGAGCAGGUCCGUUCGCUUGCCGUGUAUGUGGGCGAUAUGGAGGAGCUGGAGCGGCGGCAGAGCGCUUGCUACAGGCAGGUGCGGGCGUACUUUGACGAAGCAAACGACACGUUUGCGGAGCUGGCGAGGGAAGCGAUCGGCCAGACGCCCCAAUUUCGGCUGCUCCAGGACCAGCUCGCUGUGAAGCGCAGCAUCGUGAACGUGCUGGGCAAACACAUUGAAGAAAACGAUGGUUUUGGGUACGCGGAGCUAAGGAGAGCGUGCUUUGUCGGGGACAGUUUGGAUGCGAUCCGGCGCAUGCUCGACUGGAAGCUGACGAUGACGUGGGCGAACAAAUUCUACCGCGAGGUGCGCACCUCCUGGCACAGCAAUCACGUGGAGUCGGUCACGAUCGAGUGGAUGGAGAAGCGACUGCUCCAGUACAAUCCAUCCGUCAUUGCGGGCAUCCUGAAGAAUGGUUCCAUCUCGAUGGACUGUGCGGAAGAGUUCGAUUACGUCGAGCACACGCGAAAGCUACUGGAGCAGCUCGGUAUGGAGGCGGACACGAUCGGCGAGGAAGCGUUACAGCAGCUGAACAAGCGGCUCAAACCGUACUACAACAACAUGUUCUUCGUCGACAACAAGUGGAAGGUGCUGGAAGCGUUCUGCAAGGAGCGGAAACUCGUUUGGAGUAAAGAACUCACGCGAACGUUGGUGAGGAAAGAUCAGGAAGAGCUGCAGCAGCUGUACGACGAACGCCGUGAAGAGUUGCAGCAACUGCUCAAGGCGAACGAGCUGCACACGCUGGACGGGUUGACCAGGCGGCUGUUUGAGCUACCGACCGCCAUGCUGGUCGCGAUCGAGUACAUGCAGCUGGAGCUGUGCGAGAUGCUGUACGCGGUCGGGUACUUCGGGGACAGCUUCCACUACGUCAAGCAUCGCGUGCCGAUGAUACAGGGGAAGAAUUAUCGCAAUUUCCUGGCGCACGACGCACUUUCGUACAAUCUGCUCACGGACAGCUCGAUGGAGAAGAUCGUGGUGAAUGCGUUCGUGUUUGCCAACCGGAAGGUGCGCCUGUUUGGCGGAGGGGCUGGUGCCGGGAAGGCGGCUAAUUUUUCCUUUCCAACGGAGGAUAAAAUCAACGAGUGGGUUGCGGUGCAGAAACGUCUCUUGGACGCAUUUCGCGCUGGCGAUAUUGAGCGGAUGCACGCGAUCCGGAUCGCCGGUGGAGAGAUUCGAAAGGCUCGGUUUUGUUGCUCCCGUAACCCUGCCUUUCUGGCGGCGGAUUACUUCGAGCUUUCGGAGCUGCUGAAUCCUUGCCGUGUUGCGCAACGGAUGAUGCAGUAUUUGGGGCAAUUUUUCCCAACGAUCCAAGAUCGCUGCAACGAUGCUGACCAUCAGCUAGCGAUGGCACUGAAGUUGCGCGACUUUCAGUCCGCUUAUGAUCGUACGAUCGCUACCGGCGAUCGUGUGAUUCGGGAAGAGCUGUUCGGCUGGCCCGAGCUGAUGGAGCGCGUGCGCCAAACCGAUCUCUUCGUACAUCUGGUUGCGGUCGUUAAUAGGGGCCCCAUUUUGCAGAAGCUGAUCGAGCACGGCAAUGAACGUGGCGUGCGCGAGCUGCUGCCCUACUUUGAGCACUUUAACGCGACGGAAUCCCGCGGUCCGCUCGGCGAUGCGAUGCUGUACUGUGGGCGUGCGAUCACGGAUUUGCUACUACCGCGCACCACCGUACCGCAUCCGGCCGUCAUUCUGCUCGCCAUCAUGCUGCACUGGAGCGACAUCUUUGCGGGCAUGAUGGGCAGGGCUGAGAUUGAUCCCUCGACGUACACGUUUCUGCUGAAAACGGCCGCACAGGCGAGUAACUACACUGCAGGGGUUUAUUUGCUUGAAACGUCCUCGUUUUCACACUUUAUUCCCGCUGCCUUUGAACAGGGCUGCCUGGCCGCGGUUCGACAGGGAGAGGUUGCUCUGUUGAAGCAUUUACUUGCACGCUGUCCAACGAAGGCCAGCACCAGUCUGGCUAAGAUCCUACACGAAGCAGCACGCCGGAAGCGGUGGAACUGUGUUAAAGUGCUGCUCGAAGAGAACGCACCCAUCGAUACACUCUUCCCGGAUGGGGUGCGCGAAGAGCGCUGCGCCUUUUUAUUGCUGGUAAAGCACGGCCAGUACAACCUGUUGCGCAACAUCGGCACGAUCCAUCGCGACAUGUUCGGAACGGUUGCGCUAGAUCCCUUCACGGUGGCGAUACGCAAUGGGACGGCAACGGACAAGAUGAUUCGAGCACUGCAACGACUUGGGUUCGAUUGGCUCGACAACUCAUCCACCCUGCACGAAGCGAUCCGAAGCAAAAAUAUGCCAAUCUUGGAAACGAUCCUUAAAAAAGUUGACGUGGCCUGUACCCUACAACAGCCCGCCAUCCAUCACGAUCACUUCCGGCUGGCGCUCGCGGUGCUUUAUCGCUGGAAAAUGAUCGCUUUUGUGGAGGAAUCGAAAACGUACGAAACGUCACUGUUUCGGGCGGUACAAAACAGGGACAAAGCGAUUGUAGAGACAUUGCUGGCGUGGGGCCGGAGGGUACGCUCACUGCCAGAGGAGUUUGGCGGUGUGCUAGGGGGUAUUGUGUUUGAGCGAGAGUCUGUGUAUAUCCGAUCGGGGAAGAGAUGUGAAGAGCAACCGCUUUGGAAUGCGGGGGAUAGCUGUGAGGAGAUGAUCGUUUGUAUGGAAUCGUGCGCCGUGCUGGAGGGUAUGACAUGGCAAGAGGUGACGGUGAAGACGCGAGCUGUAACGGUUACGUUCCACGUGUUAAUGGGAGAGGAUGAAGUUUUGAGGGUUGAAGACACCUCCUUCGCACUAACCAACCAAGAUUCGUUGCUAGACUGUUUAAAGGACUUCCAAACCUUUGCAAACAGCAAACUCAAUGAAUAUGGCAUCAUUUACGCUUCGUUUUCCACCCCAAAAGCCACCAAACACUUCUGGCAGAUUGAGCAAACGAAUUGUGCGUAUGAUAUCCUUCCCGCUAGCAUCGAUCACCCCAUCGAUCUAACGGAAACGGUUAAUUAUAGGGACAAGGGGGGUGAAACACCGCUCCAUCACUGCUUUCCGCGCGAUACGCUCGAGCUCGUGACGCUGCUGGUGGAAAACGGUGCCAAUCCGCUGCUCGCGGAUAACAGCGGCAUGGCGGCCAUCCACGUGUCGCUGCUCAACUCGCAAGACUACGCCGUCGGCCGGUACCUGUACGAUCAGUGUGUUGCGCGCGAGCUGCGCAACGAGCAGGGCCAGUCCGUGCUACAGCUGGACGAUGGGAACGGAGCGAACCGGUUGAUUCAUACGGCCGUGAUGGUCGGACGGCGUGAUAUUAUCGCACGAUUGCUACGGCACGGUGCCGACGUGUCGGUGGUGAACAGUUACGGCGUAACGCCGGCCCAGCUUGCCGCCGGAACUUGCCUGUACCGGGCGGACCGGGUCGUCGGCAUGCUGCUCGAGCACGAUGCCACCGCGAUCGAUGCGAUCGAUGGGAAGGGUUUGACGCUGGUACAGUACGCGGCAAGGACGAGCUCGGUCCAGCUGUUGCGCGUGGUGUUACGGUACAAACCGAACUUACGGCACACCGCAAACGACGGUCUGACGGCCCUCGGAACGGCAAUAAUCCUGCGGAACGUUGAGAUUGCGAAGUGUUUGCUCAAGUAUGCGAUCGAAAAUGACAUCAGAGGGUUGACACGGAUCGGGGAGGAAGAUUUGGUAGUGCUUUCGUUGAUCUGUGACGAUCGGGAGCUUUCGCAGGGGCUGCUCGAGUACGAGCUGCAGCACACGCUGGCGGAGGUGGACGAGCGUGAUCUGCCCCGGUUGCGGUCGGUGCUGGACUGUACACUGCCCGGGAUGGAGGAUGUGUCGGUAGCGCAGGUGAUACAGAUGAAAGGGUAUGGUGAGUCGCAGUGCUUCCUGGAGGAGCUGCUAGUGAUCGUUACCUCGUUUGCUGAUCAGUAGACUGAGUUUGCGAAUUUAAAAAAAGUAACUACAUAUUUUUCUCAAUUUUGAAUAUAUACAAAUAGAUCUAAUCUUUCACUCAAGUAUGAGAGAUCUGAGCCCUUUAAGGCUCAAACACGCAUUGUGUAGGACAUUUAGAUAGCUUUUAUCAAUUUUUAGGACUUGUUAUGAAAAAGAAUCUGAGAAGAAAGCCAUUGCAGAAUUAAUAACAAAUUUGAAUUGCCUUUAGAAAAAGACUUUAAUAAGCAAUUGAUGCAGGGAUAUAUUGAAUAAACGUUUUAACCAAUUUUUGUUUAUGAA